This is a messenger RNA of Limulus polyphemus (Atlantic horseshoe crab), 3482 nucleotides long. RefSeq lists its product as uncharacterized. NCBI's taxonomy places the organism in Eukaryota, Metazoa, Arthropoda, Merostomata, Xiphosura, Limulidae. The coding region runs from base 478 to 3258 and encodes 926 amino acids. The record is from RefSeq and is a predicted model, not a curated record. The transcript has 2 exons.
GAGCAAGUUACUUACGUACCUGAACAGAUUCCGAUCAUCGUGCCAGAAGAGCCCCGUUUCUACACAGCUGACAGGCAUUGUGUGUGUUGGGAACGAAGUGUGCAAGUGAAAGUGUUGGCUGGCAAGAACAUUUCCUGUAAAACGUCUAUCCUUCAGUGAUAAAACUGGUGGUCUGUAAUCUUCUCGUCCAGAAUGUAACUCGGAAAGUUCUCUUUGUGGUGAGAAUGAAUCAAAACAAGCGCCAGUGGUACGAAGUUGUUUAGCUGUCUUGUGCAAGAAAAGGUAAGGAAGAACUGGUACUGUGAAUGGUCCACAACACCGAAAAGUUCAGUGGUGAUCUAACUAUUUCAUCAUGAUGACCUGGCGAAAAGAAACAUUGUGACUGAAACUGCCACUUUCUAAGGAAAGAAGCGAAAUAUAUCUGGUAGUUUACCGGUUACUGAGUGUUGACUUACAUGCCAGAACGAACUGGUUAAUAUGCCUGCAACUCUGGUUGGUCUUAGCCCCUCCAUCAGACGUACAGAGUCGACUCGCUCGGACCACUCUGACGUCAGCAGUGAUUCACGAGCUUCAGGCAAUAAAAAGGUCAGUUUUAACAAAGCUGUUAGGAUAAAGAAGUAUCCUCGUCGGCCGAACGAAUAUGUUAACGGAAGUGACGUCGAUAAUGACUCUUUCCCCAGUAUGAGCCCCGAGAAAAAGUUUUGGUUUAAAAUCUAUAAAAACCGACGCCAUGGUGAUUCCAAGCUAGAGUUAAGAAAAGAGUACGAUUAUUACUCAGAAAACAGAAACAUUCAGCGACAGGAAACUGGGAAAAACAAACUGCCACCUAUCGUGGAAAUGACAAAUACGUCGAAUCAUCAGAGACGUUUUCCUGUCAGAACUACAUCCAGUUAUGAGGUAGAGACAAAUGAGAAUGAAAAGCGAGCAGAGGACACGCAAAUUAAACAAAACCACGUUAAGAGCAUUGUGAAUAUAUUCAAUAAGGAAGCAACGGUGCAGCGAGGGAAAAAAGGUGAUCCAGCAACGGAACUUCGUUGUAACACAAUGUACAAAAUCCAACCUUCCGAUCCGCCAAUUGACUAUAGUGGUGCCAUAGCAAAAGAAAACAGAGUAAAAUCACCUACAAAAAACAGGAUUGAAAAAGGUGUCAAAGUUAUGUUUAGCAAAAGCCCACAAGAAAAGGAAAAAGGCCAAAUGUACACUAAAAAUCUUGGUAGUGGUGACGUCACAAACCGGAAGGAACAUAGUGAAAAUAGAAACAGUAAACUAGACUAUGGUCGCCGUCGAAGCUCGCCUCGCGCCAAUAGGUCAACGGAAGAAUUAGGAAGUUACCAAAGAAUUCAAAGUGUUGAUGAUGAUAUUGGUAAUGAAGACUAUGAAUUGGUAGUCAAACGGUCUGAACAAAACAAAGAAGCAUGGGAUGGUGGCGAUAGAUUGAUCUCUGAUGUUUCUGAAUGCAUAACAUCUAACACCCAGUAUCCAGAUAGCCAACAUUUCGAGAAGACCUUGGAAAGAAGACAACAAACUUGGCAUAACGAUAAGGCCACCCGAGUUUAUGAGGAUACGUCUCCAAAACCUGGAAGACGUCGGGUUAAAUCUUAUGAUGAUCUUCUGAAAAAUGACAACAGGGAGUGGAGAACAUUUUACAAAGAAGGACUUCUUCGAAAUUCACCUGAACGAAUAAUACCGGAAAACAGGGCUGAAACGUUUACCAAAGAAAUUGGUAUUCAAUGUAACACAGAGUCUCUAAGAAAGUCAUUUUCACACAGAGCAGGAAAAAACUCUAGAAUAAUUCGUCCAUCUGGGGGUUAUGUGUUUGCAUUUAGCAACGUGCCUAUAGUAGAGGAAAAACAAAGAGUAUCGUGUGAAAAUCAGCUAUCCAACAACGCCAUCUAUAGUCAGGUAGACAAAACUAAAAAAAGUAAGCAUAAAACGAGGACUGAUGUCCCAACUGGCAACGAAGUGCUGUCACAGAAGGGGUCUUUACGACAGGUUAAAAGCAAGAAUCGGUCGUUUGGAUUCAAACUCAACACUGGAUUUCAUGUGGAAGAAGAUGAAAAAAAAACUGGAAAUGACGAAACUGGUUCCAACGGGAAGGAAUGGUAUGAUGAAAACGCUGAUAUUCACCUCAAAAAUCAAUGGAUCCAUCAAGAUGCUUCCAGCGAGAUGAACAGUUUCUCUCGUAAAAACGGUAUCAUGCCUUCAUCUCUCAUCAGGGAGGUCGAUUCAAAAAACAGAGAAAUAAACUAUGAAAAUGUUCCACACGGUGAAAAAAAUUGGUUACGAGAAGGUGCUGGUGUUAGUGAUCUCUGGUUUCAAGAAGCCAGUGAGGACUACCGUCAGGAAAUGUUUUCUCUACCAUCUAGUCUCAGAGAUAAGGAAACUUCCAAUGUAAGACAAUACUCAGGUGACCAGAAAUACCAGACAGAUACGCAUCGCCAAAACGACUGUGUAUGGAUGAAGGUGAGAGGCAUGAGUGAUGGAGAUAACAACACCAUGCGGAGAGAAAAAUCAAACUCUAUGUCUUUGUUAGGACUUAGUGAAAACAACAAACCAUCAUCUGUGCAGAGUGAGCCAUCUUAUGUCCGUGGAGGUCUUGCUGCGGCUUAUAAUGCACGUCAAAGAGCGGCACUUGGAAAGCGUACAAGUCCAGUGAAUCGUCACCAUGGCAUCUUAACUAGUUCUUCCGCAGCAUCAGUCAUAUCCAGCUCUGAUAGUGAUUCGGCAAGAUACCAUGCGUACUCUUCUGUAACUGACCAAAUAGACAAUGAAGUUCCCGGAUCUAGGACACAUGUUAAGAACGAAUCCAACUCACCAAAUGAUAAACAUUCAACAAAAAUUUACCACGAGGACAGCCCCCGACAUCAACACAGAAAGAAUCGGCUAGAAAACAGCCAGCAGCAAAACCGAAACGAAAACACUUCUCAUCACAAGACCAUUUACUACGAGAACAGCCCUCAUUAUCCAUACAGAACAAGUCGUAAUGAAGGUAGUCCACGUGCACAGCGAAACUCAGCCCACCACGAGGAAAAUCGACCAGUCCAUCGCAAUAUGCGAGUCAUAGCAAACGAUGAAUCGGGAGCUGAAGAAGCUGAAGAUAUAUUAAGUCCAUUAAAACCUGCCCGCAAACAAAAUGAACCGAUUUCUGAUGAUGAAUGGAAUCACAACGAUCUCCAACGACGACAUUCAAUGCCAAAAAAUGCGAAGUUAAAGUGGUUUAAGUGGAAAGUGAAAGGAAAACCAACACGCGAACAGUAAACCAAUGUGUUUUGACUGCAUCGAUCAGUACAUUUGUAAACAUUAUUUUAUGUCUUUGGAUUUAUCAAAAGUUAUAACUAUGACAACCUUUACCAUCGGUUUGAUACCGCUCCAUAGUAAAAGGUACUCUUGUAUAGUGAUAUUGUAUACAAUUUGUUGGUACAAUUAACACGCGAUAUUGUUUGUUAAGUGAUAUUCAACAUACAUUUACUGUAAGUAUAUAA